AUGUCGACGGGAAUGAAUCCGCAGUACAACGAGGUCGGCCUCCAGUUCGUCCAGAUGUACUACCAGCUGAUGGAAACUGACAGGAAGAGCCUCGCCAACUUCUACAACGAGCAGAGCAUGAUGACCUUCGAGAACUCCUCCCACUGCGGUCGCGAACAGAUCAUGGAGAAGCUGCUGAACAACCCGAGCGCCAAGUACUCCAUCCUCACCUGCGACUGCCAGCCCUCGCCAAACAACGGAGUCAUCGCAUUCACCAUGGGCGACGUCUCGCUGGACAACAGCCCUCCCAUGAAGUUCGCGCAUGUCGUGCAGCUUUUCCCCAACGGCGCCAGCUACUUCGUGCUCAACGACGUGUUCAGGCUGUGCAUCGGCUGA
This is a messenger RNA of Babesia ovata, 375 nucleotides long. RefSeq names its product nuclear transport factor. The transcript is spliced from 2 exons. NCBI's taxonomy places the organism in Eukaryota, Apicomplexa, Aconoidasida, Piroplasmida, Babesiidae. Gene Ontology annotation, biological process: protein import into nucleus. Bases 1 to 375 code for a protein of 124 amino acids. Gene Ontology annotation, cellular component: nuclear pore central transport channel. The record is from RefSeq and is a predicted model, not a curated record.